Spinacia oleracea (spinach) is the source of this 2893-nucleotide messenger RNA. RefSeq lists its product as uncharacterized. The transcript has 3 exons. Lineage: Eukaryota; Viridiplantae; Streptophyta; Magnoliopsida; Caryophyllales; Amaranthaceae. The record is from RefSeq and is a predicted model, not a curated record. Gene Ontology annotation, molecular function: DNA binding. The coding region runs from base 2422 to 2796 and encodes 124 amino acids.
GCUUUCAUUUUUACAGUCAGAUACUUCCUUUUUCAGCUUACUCUUUCAUCUCUCACUCUCACUCUCACUCUCACUCUCACUCCUUCCGUACUUCCUCUCAAUUUCUUUCAGAAUCUCACGAGCUCCAUUAACAAUCUACAAAAACAAUUAAUUUCUUCAUCAAUUUCAUGUUAUCUGCUGCAAAUAUCGUGUGAGUCUUUUCAUGUUUUUUUCUUGUUUAAUUUUGUAUUGUCUGCUACUCUGCUUGCAAUUUCGUGUUUAUUUUGUAGGUUGUUGUAUCAAUUUUCUUAGUCUUUUAUUUGUUGUUUCUUCAAUUUGAAUGAACUUCUCUAAUUAGAUAGUUAUCUAAUUAAAUCAACUACUUUGCCUUUUAGAAAUAUGCCGAGCUCUGCAUUACGAUCUCUGAAAAAGAGGGAAAAUGUUGCAGGUGCUAGACCAGACCCAGGAUGGGAACACGUUACCGAGGCAGAUGGUGAUCCUACAAAAAUAAGAUGCAAAUAUUGUGGUGUUGUGAGUGGUGGUAUUUUUAGGCUUAAGCAUCACCUAGUUGGAACUCGUUACAAUGUUGAGCCUUGUUUGCAAGUCCCUGAUGAUGUUAAACUUGUCUUUAAGCAACUAUUAGAGACUAAUGCUGAGAAGUCUAGUAGAAAAAAGAAAAUUCUUAACGACAUUGGAGAGGAAGAAGAAGAGUAUAAAUUAAGAAGGGGUGGUACUGGUAUGGAUUGUUUUGUCAAUAGAAGCAAUCCUAGAUUACAAUCAACACUUAAUCAAAAAUAUUAAAAGGAAGAAAGAGAGGAAGUUUGCCAACAAAUUACUCAUUUUUAUACCAGUGUUAUUCCCUUUAAUGUUGUUAAAAAUCCUGAAUUUUCAAUUAUGGUUGAGAAGAUUACUAAGUUUGAAAUCGGACUUAAACCUCCUAGUUAUCAUGAAAUAAGGGUUACAUAUUUAGAUACAGGAGUGACAAAUGUCUUGGUCAUGCGGAGUUCAAAGAAGAAUGGAAAAGAACUGGUUGUACUAUUAUGUCUGAUGGUUUGAGUGAUAGAAAAAGGCGUUUUAUUUGUAAUUUCAUGGUGAACAACCCUAAGGGGACAAUAUUUCUGUCAUCCAUAGAUACAUUAUCUAUAUUUAAGACAACCGAUAAAGUGCUUGAGAUGUUGGACGCGAUUGUAGAGCAGGUUGGUGAGGAGAAUGUAGUUCAAAUUGUUACUGACAAUGCUGCUAAUUAUAAAGCUGUUGAAGAAAAGUUGACGGAGAGAAGAAUAAAGUUGUAUUGGACUCCUUGCGCUUCCCAUAGAAUUGAACUGAUGCUAGAAGAUUUAGAGAAGAAGAUUAAGAUUCACCAUGUGACAAUCACAAAGGCUAGGAAAAUAACAACAUAUAUAUACUUUGGAACCUUGUUCCUCACUUAGGUGAGAGAAUUUACUAAAGGAAGAGAGCUUAUUAGGCCAGGUGUGACACAAUAUUCUAUUUCUUACUUGACAUUGAGGUUCUUAAAUGAACAUAAAGGCCAACUAUUAUCCCUUUUUGCGCCUAAUAAGUGGAAUUCUAGUAAGUUCGCUACAACUAAUGAAGGAAAAAAAUCCAUAGGAUUGUCUUGGAUACUCAAGGAUUCCGGCAGAGUGUUGUAACAUAAUGGAAGGGGGCCUUGCCACUUGUAAAAUAUCUCCGUUUGGUGGAUUUUGAUAAGAACCCCGCAAUGGGACAAGCGAAAAAUCAAAUCAAAAUAAAUUUCAACAAUAUUGAGAAACAAUAAGUUCUUACUUUUUAAAAAUAAUUGUGUAGCUAGUCAGUUAAUUAUUUACUAUUUUGGUUGAGCUUAUUUGUUAUUUUAUUAUAUCUAUUAUGUAGCUAUAAGCCUGUUUUAAAUAUCAUCGAUGAGCGUUGGGUGGAUCAGCUACACGGACCUCUACAUGCUGCUGCCUACUUUUUGAUCCGCAAUUUCAAUAUAGUGCUAAUUAUCAAGCUAUUGCGGAAAUUAAAGUAGGUUUAUAUAGUUGUUUAGCAAGAAUGAUCCCUGAUCAUGAAUAAAUGGUGGCAUUGAUAUGCAAAUGGAUGAUUUUAAUUUGCAAGAGGCCUCUUUGGAUUGUCUACUGCUGUGAUGACCAGAAAAAAAAAUCUUCAGACGAUUGGUGGGAUUCAUAUGCAGAUGAAUGUCCCGACUUGAAAAGGUUUGCAAUUAGGAUUUUGAGCUUGACUUGCAUUUCCUCUGGUUGUGAACGAAAUUGGAGUGGUUUUGAGAUGGUAUAUUUAAUCAUCUAUCUUACUUUAUAUAGUUUAUGUUUUUUCUAAAACUUAAAUCAAAACUUUAUACAAUUAUUUAUAAUAUUAUUUAGGUCCACACAAAGAAAAGAAAUCGAUUACAUCAGAAAAAUGUGAAUGAUUUAGUUUUCGUGAUGUACAAUUUAAAAUUGAAGAGAAGAUAUGAGAAACGAACAAGUAAGUCGAUACAUAGUACAACAACCAAUAGUUUUGGAUGAAUUGCCUCUAGAUGAUGAGUGGAUAGCUGAGAUUGAAGAACUUGUUCUUCCCUCUAGCAACACAUGGUUAAGUGCUCUUGAUAGAGCAUCAAGGAGACUUGCUAGAGCAGCACAAAACGGAGAAGAAAGCACUGAUGAAUUUCAAUAUGAGGAUGUUGAAGUUCAAAUGCUAAGUGAUGAUGAUGAAGUUGCACCUGCCUAUAAUUCAUAUGAGAUUUAUGUAGAUGAUGUUGGUGAUGAUGCCCAAAUGGGGGCAACCACCACAGGAACUACCAUAAGUGAUGAUGUCGACGACACAAGCUUUGGAUAUAAUGAUUAAUAAGUAAUUAAUAAUUUGUAAUACUGUGUUGUAAUCUGUGUUUUUUUAUUCUUGUUAAUUUAUGACAUUACAUUGUAUUGAUGGUUGAAUGUUGGAA